This is a messenger RNA of Drosophila willistoni, 7181 nucleotides long. RefSeq names its product protein sidekick (gene sdk). The record is from RefSeq and is a predicted model, not a curated record. The transcript has 14 exons. Lineage: Eukaryota; Metazoa; Arthropoda; Insecta; Diptera; Drosophilidae. The annotation marks the transcript as partial. Gene Ontology annotation, molecular function: protein binding. Gene Ontology annotation, biological process: cell-cell adhesion.
ACAGAAGCUGUUAGCUCUUCUGUUGCUCUUGCUCCUGUAUCACUUCUGCCACAGCAGCAGCAGCAACAACAACCACAACAACAACAGCAGCAGCAGCAGCAAGUGGUGCAGCAACAACAACAGCAAGCACCACGUUUUACCACACAUCCGUCGUCAUCGGGAUCCAUUGUUAGUGAAGGAAGUACAAAGAUUUUACAGUGUCAUGCUCUGGGUUACCCACAGCCCACAUAUCGAUGGCUCAAGGAUGGCAUACCCGUUGGCGAUUAUUCAACCAGUCAAUUUUAUCGCAUUCCUAGCACAAGACGCGAGGAUGCCGGCAGCUAUCAGUGCAUUGCCAAGAACGAUGCUGGCUCAAUAUUCAGUGAAAAAAGCACGGUCGUUGUUGCCUAUAUGGGAAUCUUUGAGAAUAUCACCGAAGGACGUUUAUCUGUCAUCAGUGGACAUCCGGCCAUAUUUGAUAUGCCGAUAAUUGAGUCAGUACCAGCGCCAUCGGUGGUAUGGCAAUCGGAAGAUGGGCCACUUAGCUAUGAUAUUAAAUAUGCAUUUACAAGCCCAUCGAAUCAAUUGAUUAUCUUGAGUGCCGAUGAGAACGAUCGCAAGGGUUAUCGUGCCCGUGCCAUUAACACUCAACUGGGCAAGGAGGAGAUUAGUGCGUUUGUUCAUCUCAAUAUUAGCGGUGAUCCGUAUGUGGAAGUGGCUCCGGAGAUUAUUGUACGUCCCCAGGAUAUGAAAGUUAAACUGGGCACUGGUGUUGUCGAAUUGCAAUGCAUUGCCAAUGCUCGUCCAUUGCAUGAACUGGAAACACUAUGGCUAAAAGAUGGCUUAGCCGUGGAAACAGCCGGCGUAAGGCAUACCCUAAACGAUCCAUGGAAUCGUACCUUGGCUCUGCUCCAGGCGAAUAGCUCCCAUUCGGGAGAAUAUACAUGUCAAGUGCGUUUACGUAGCGGCGGCUAUGACACUGUAUCGGCAUCGGCCAAAAUCCAGAUCCUUGAACCACCGGCAUUCUUUACCCCCACACGGGCGGAGACAUACGGUGACUUUGGCGGACAAGUGCAAUUGCCGUGCGAUGUGGUUGGCGAGCCAGCGCCUCAAGUUCAAUGGUAUCGUAAUGCCGAAUCGGUUGAAUCGCAAAUUAAAAAUGGCAGAUAUUCACUAAGCGCUGAUAAUACGCUGAUAAUUAAAAAACUAAGCCUUGACGAUGCCGCCAUGUUUCAAUGUUUAGCCAUCAAUGAGGCUGGUGAAAAUUCAGCCAGCACCUGGCUACGUGUGAAAACCUCUGCUCCGGUAUUGGAACAACCGCCACAGAAUGUAACAGCUUUGGAUGGCAAGGAUGCAACCAUUUUGUGUCGUGCCAUUGGUGCACCCAAUCCGAAUAUCACUUGGAUCUAUAACGAAACGCAACUGGUCGAGAUAUCAAGCCGAGUGCAAAUUCUCGAAUCCGGAGAUUUGCUUAUCUCGAAUAUACGAGCCUCCGAUGCCGGCCUCUACAUCUGUGUGCGUGCCAAUGAGGCGGGCAGCGUUAAGGGCGAGGCAUUUCUAAGCGUUUUAGUGCGCACACAAAUCAUACAACCGCCGGUGGAUACAACCGUAUUGCUUGGACUUACCGCCACAUUGCAGUGCAAGGUGUCCAGUGACCCCAGUGUGCCAUAUAACAUCGAUUGGUAUCGCGAGGGCCAGUCGGCGCCCAUUAGCAACUCACAGAGGAUUGGCGUGCAAGCCGAUGGCCAAUUGGAGAUACAGGCGGUAAGGGCCAGCGAUGUGGGUAGCUAUGCCUGUGUUGUCACCUCGCCGGGUGGCAAUGAGACGCGUUCAGCCCGUCUCAGUGUCAUCGAGCUGCCAUUUCCGCCAAGUAAUGUGAAAGUGGAACGUCUGCCGGAGCCCCAACAGCGUAGCAUCAAUGUUUCAUGGACGCCCGGCUUCGAUGGCAAUAGUCCAAUAUCCAAAUUUAUUAUCCAAAGACGUGAGGUCUCCGAAUUGGAAAAAUUCGUAGGUCCUGUACCAGAUCCUUUGCUUAAUUGGAUAACCGAAUUGAGUAAUGUAUCGGCCGAUCAGCGUUCAAUAGUAUUGGAGAAUUUAAAAGCAGCCACUGUCUAUCAAUUUCGUGUGAGUGCGGUGAAUCGUGUGGGUGAAGGAUCGCCCUCGGAGCCAAGCAACGUUGUGGAGUUGCCCCAAGAAGCUCCCUCUGGACCACCAGUUGGUUUUGUGGGCUCAGCCCGUUCGAUGUCCGAGAUCAUUACACAAUGGCAACCGCCUUUGGAGGAGCAUCGUAAUGGACAAAUCCUUGGCUAUAUUCUGCGUUAUCGUCUAUUUGGUUAUAAUAAUGUACCCUGGUCCUAUCAGAACAUCACGAACGAGGCCCAACGCAAUUUUCUCAUUCAAGAGUUAAUCACAUGGAAGGAUUACAUCGUUCAGAUAGCCGCCUAUAACAAUAUGGGUGUGGGUGUCUAUACGGAGGGUUCGAAAAUCAAGACCAAAGAAGGUGUCCCCGAGGCACCGCCCACUCAGGUGAAGGUCAAGGCAUUGAAUUCGACGGCGGCGAAAAUAAACUGGACACCACCGAAUCCGCAACAGAUCAAUGGCAUCAAUCAGGGCUAUAAGAUUCAGGCCUGGCAGAAGCGUCUCAUCGAAAGCGAGUGGCGAGAUGUGGAGCGACGCAUGAUAACGGUGCCGCCGAGUCUGAUCGAUCCGCUGGCCGAGCAGGGGGCCAUUCUCAGUGGGUUGGAUAAAUUUGCCGAAUAUAAUAUCAGUGUGCUAUGCUUCACCGAUCCCGGCGAUGGCGUGGCCAGUCAGCAGGUCUACGUCAAGACGCUCGACGAUGUGCCCGACGAGAUAACCGCAUUGCAUUUCGAUGAGGUAUCCGAUAGAUCGGUGAAAGUGCUCUGGGCACCUCCACGGUAUGCCAAUGGUAUUCUUACUGGUUACACGGUCCGCUAUCAGAUCAAGGAUCAACCGGAGACCAUGAAAUCGAUCAAUCUAACGGCAGAGGAUACACAACUGACUGUGAAUCAAUUGCAGGCCACCACACACUAUUGGUUCGAGAUAUUUGCAUGGACUCGUGUGGGUAGUGGUGCCCCCAAAACGGCAACCAUUCAGUCUGGCGUGGAGCCCGUAUUGCCUCAUCCGCCCACCAAUUUGGCUCUGUCGAAUAUAGAAGCCUUCUCCGUGGUGCUACAAUUUACACCAGGAUUCGAUGGAAAUUCCAGCAUCACUAAAUGGAAAGUGGAAGCACAGACAGCCCGCAAUAUGACCUGGUUCACCAUCUGUGAGAUAAGUGAUCCGGAUGCCGAGACACUGACCGUUACUGGUCUAGUUCCGUUUACCCAAUAUCGUUUACGGUUGAGUGCCACCAAUGUGGUGGGCAGUUCACGGGCCUCCGAUGCCACCAAGGAUUUCCAGACCAUACAGGCUCGACCCAUGCAUGCGCCAUUCAAUGUCACGGUGCGGGCGAUGAGUGCCCAGCAGUUGAGAGUUCGCUGGAUUCCAUUGCAGCAGACAGAAUGGUUUGGCAAUCCACGUGGCUACAACAUCACCUAUCGGCAAUUGGAACGGACUUCGGGACCCGUCAAGAGUGUGCCCCGUACAGUGGUGAUCGAAGAUCACACGGCCAACUCGCAUGUCCUGGAAUCUCUGGAGGAAUGGACUGUCUACGAGGUGAUAAUGAAUGCCUGCAACGAUGUUGGCUGUUCCAAGGAUAGCGGCACUGCCGUCGAACGUACACGUGAGGCAACCCCUAGCUAUGGGCCAUUGGAUGUGCAGGCCAAUGCCACAUCGUCCACCACGGUGGUGGUGCGUUGGGGUGAAGUGCCGCCCCAGCAUCGUAAUGGUCAAAUCGAUGGCUAUAAAGUAUUCUAUGCGGCUCCCGAUCGAAUUGGUGCAGGCGCCGUCGGUCCUGGCGGCAAUCCCGGAUCCGGUGGACUACUCCUGCAUAAGACAAUACCGAAUAACAGCUCAUUUACCACCACAUUGACGGAGCUCAAGAAAUACGUUGUCUAUCAUGUCCAAGUGCUGGCCUAUACUCGACUGGGAAAUGGCGCUCUUAGCACGCCGCCCGUUCGCGUUCAGACCUUUGAGGAUACACCGGGUGCCCCAUCGAAUGUGAGCUUCCCGGAUGUCACUUUCUCGAUGGCUCGCAUCAUUUGGGAUGAGCCCGAGGAUCCGAAUGGUGAGAUACUUGCCUAUCAAGUGACCUACACUCUAAAUGGCAGUUCGAAUCUCAACUAUAGUCGUGAGUUUUCGCCUUCGGAUCGACUAUUCCGGGCCACACAGCUGCUGCCGGAGCGCUACUACAGUUUCAGUGUGACGGCCCAGACUCGCCUCGGCUGGGGCAAAACGGCCACGGUUCUGGUGUACACCACCAAUAAUCGAGAGCGUCCGCAACCGCCAUCGAUGCCGCAAGUGUCGCGUAGUCAAAUUCAGGCACAUCAGAUCACUUUCAGUUGGACACCGGGCCGGGAUGGCUUUGCCCCGUUGCGUUUCUAUACGGUGCAGAUGCGUGAGAAUGAAGGUCCCUGGCAAUCGUUGCCAGAGCAUGUUGAUCCCGCCCUUAGCUCGUAUACGGCAGUGGGAUUGAAGCCACAUACAAUCUAUCAGUUCCGCAUACAAGCCACCAAUGAUCUGGGACCCUCGGCAUUUAGCCAGGAGAGCAUUGUGGUGCGCACAUUGCCAGCGGCACCGGCUGUUGGAGUCGGUGGUCUAAAGGUUGUGCCCAUUACGAUCACCUCAGUGCGUGUCCACUGGAAUGCCCUGGAGACGGGCAUGUGGAAUGGAGAUGCGGCCACUGGUGGCUAUCGCAUUCUGUAUCAGCAACUCUCUGACUUCCCCACGGCCCUGCAGUCGACACCGAAAACCGAUGUGAUGGGCAUCAAUGUGAACAGUGUUGUCCUCUCCGAUCUGCAGCAGGAUCGCAAUUAUGAGAUUGUUGUCUUGCCAUUCAAUUCGCAAGGUCCGGGUCCGGCGACACCGCCAGCUGCGGUCUAUGUGGGCGAGGCAGUGCCCACGGGGGAACCCCGCGAAGUGGAUGCUGCUCCCAUUUCCAGCACAGAGGUCCGUUUGCGCUGGGAACCACCCAAGCAGAGCAUGCAAAAUGGCGAUAUAUUGGGCUAUAAGAUCUUCUAUUUGGUCACCUAUUCACCCCAAGCUCUGGAACCGGGUCGCAAGUGGGAGGAGGAAAUCGAAGUCGUCUCGGCAACAGCUACAUCGCAUAGCUUGGUCUUUCUCGAUAAAUUCACCGAGUAUCGCAUCCAAUUGUUGGCCUUCAAUCCAGCUGGCGAUGGACCACGUUCGUCACCCAUUACAGUGAAGACUCUGCCAGGUGUACCGAGUGCACCGCUUAAUUUACGCUUCACCGAUAUCACCAUGCAAAGUUUAGAGGUCACUUGGGAUCCACCGAAGUUCCGUAAUGGUGAGAUUCUUGGCUAUCUAGUUACCUAUGAGACAACCGAGGCAAAUGAAAAGUUCAGCAAGCAGGUGAAACAAAAGGUCUCGAAUACAACUUUGCGUGUCCAGAAUCUUGAAGAGGAGGUCACCUAUACCUUUACAGUGCGUGCCCAGACAAUGGACUAUGGGCCGGCUGUUAGUGAGAAUGUGACCACAGGUCCCCAAGAAGGUUCACCCGUUGCGCCACGUGACCUUAUACUGAGUAAGACAUUAUCCAGCGUCGAAAUGCAUUGGUUUAAUGGUCCCUCUGGCCGUGGUCCCAUAUUGGGUUAUCUGAUUGAGGCCAAGAAACGAGAAAAAGGAGAACCUUCAUUUGUUUAUGAUUCGCGUUGGACUAAAAUCGAACAAACCAAAAAGGGACCUAUGCAAGAUUUUACCGUCAGUUAUCACAUUUUGAUGCCAUCGACGGCAUAUACGUUCCGUGUGAUUGCCUAUAAUCGCUAUGGCAUCUCAUUUCCUGUAUACUCUAAGGACUCAAUAUUAACGCCAUCGAAAUUGCAUUUGGAGUAUGGGUAUUUGCAGCAUAAACCAUUCUAUAGGCAAACCUGGUUUAUGGUUUCGCUGGCAGCCACCUCAAUUGUGAUCAUUGUUAUGGUCAUUGCAGUGCUUUGUGUGAAGAGCAAGAGUUAUAAAUAUAAACAAGAAGCCCAAAAGACACUUGAGGAAUCAAUGGCCAUGUCAAUUGAUGAACGCCAGGAACUGGCAUUAGAACUAUAUCGUUCACGUCAUGGCGUCGGCACUGGAACACUUAAUAGCGUGGGCACUUUGCGCAGCGGGACAUUAGGCACACUGGGACGUAAGUCAACAAAUCGACCGCCAACAAAUCUGCAGCUAGGCAAAUCCCCGCCACGACCAUCACCCGCCUCGGUGGCCUAUCACAGUGAUGAGGAGAGUCUUAAGUGUUACGACGAGAAUCCCGAUGAUAGCAGUGUCACUGAGAAGCCCUCAGAAGUGAGCAGCUCGGAGGCAUCACAGCACUCGGAAAGUGAGAAUGAAAGCGUCCGCAGUGAUCCGCAUUCGUUUGUCAAUCAUUAUGCCAAUGUGAAUGAUUCACUGCGUCAGUCGUGGAAGAAGACCAAACCGGUGCGCAAUUAUUCCAGUUACACCGAUUCGGAGCCCGAGGGCAGUGCAGUGAUGAGCCUCAAUGGUGGCCAGAUUAUUGUCAAUAAUAUGGCCAGAUCGAGGGCACCACUGCCCGGUUUCUCAUCAUUUGUCUGACAAUCAACGGAAUUCUAAGAUCCAAGCACCAGUAGCAGCAGCACCGUCAUCAGAGAGACAUUUGUCUAGAUCGAUGCCAAGAUUUUGCCUGCAAAAGGAAACACGACAAACAAACGGAAAUCUAGAGUUCAGGCAUGGGCGGAAAUCAAAUCAGCUGCUCAUCCUACGCCUCUACAACGUCCACCAUAUUCUCCUCCAUCUGCGAUGUCUCCCCUGGAGGACGAUUGACGUUUGUUUUAACUGUUGCACUGGUGCUCUGCUAUGUGGUACCUACUUAUAUAUGUAUAUAUAUAUAUUUACAUUUGAAUAUAUAUGUAUAUAUAUCUAUAUAUUACCAGAGAUCUGAGAUUUAAUCAGCAUUUAGUUUUUUAAAAUGUUUUCCUAAACCCCAGACCCCUCUUUGACUAUGCAUAAUAAUUUUAACUUUAAUUUAAAUUACGAUUUUCAGUUUUAUGUAUUUUUUUUUUUUUAUUGGGUGUAAUAAUUUAUUGUGUGUAUGUCUGUGUGUUGCCUGCCACGCCCAAUAU